Molecule: messenger RNA, 6313 nt
Organism: Oncorhynchus kisutch (coho salmon)
Lineage: Eukaryota; Metazoa; Chordata; Actinopteri; Salmoniformes; Salmonidae
Product: ephrin-A5b
Exons: 5
Coding region: 1007-1699 (230 amino acids)
Biological process (GO): axon guidance; regulation of cell-cell adhesion; regulation of actin cytoskeleton organization
Cellular component (GO): external side of plasma membrane; plasma membrane
Molecular function (GO): ephrin receptor binding
Source: RefSeq, a predicted model, not a curated record
CACCGUCCCUUUAGUCUCGUCCCGUUGAAUCUAAACAUCAGGGGGAAAGAAGCACAUGAAUAAAGCGUGUUUUAUUUUUUCUCUCCUAUGCUUAUAUAUGAAGAGGAUGCAGUGGAAUGCUGCCAUUUGGACUCCGGGUAAAGAAGCGUCUCUACUGUCACCCCACAGUAGCGCAUGAGAGAGGCUCGAGGACGGACUCCUCCCCACCCCCUUGACACUAUCAAGACAGCGCUGAGAAAGGAUAGCUGCCUUUUUUUCCGGCCAGUCUGCGAACGGAGCAGAGACAGCGUUACGAAAAAAGGACUAGACUACAACCGGGGGUUGCCUAUAUGGCUUUCCAAAGUUCCAUCUCUGAAAACGUGGACAUUGAAGGACACCAGCUAUAGGGGGACAUUGGACACCAGCUAUAGGGGGACAUUGGACACAUAUGGCUCGUUUUCCUUACUCAAUCUUGACACCGAUCCAGCUCAGCGCAUGACCGUACAGAGACGGCUGUAGUCUGUUAGAGGGGACUUCUAACAACCGUUUUAUCAAUAUUUGUUUGAUAUCCCUAUAUGUAUAUUUGUGUGAACAUAUUUUGUCUGGCCUAGGAGUAAUUUUUACGCAUACUGGAACCGUCAAAAACGGAUGUCCCAUGCACAUACCAUACAACUGAACCAGACACUGAACCUGAAGAGAGAAGCACUAACCACAGUGACCCUUGCAUUUGAUAACUUCACCUGCUACUGUCGUCAAAUUAAGUGUGAUUCCAAUUGACCAACGAGGCGUCAUCUCUGUUGCAGGUUGCGCUAUCAAAGCCUCUCGCACCUUGGGGUAGGAGACAGCGAUUUUCUGUUGUUGAAUUGUCUUGCCUAUUUUUGCCAUUCAUAAACUGCGACAGAGGACAGAAAAGCCACACAAAUGUAAACAAGACAAAGCAUCUCUCCUGCUGAAGUGUACCCUAAACUGACUGAUCCCGCAGUCACCCCGCAUCGAAGAGGAAUACGUGCCGAACUUUGCUGUAGUGAUGCUGCAAGUGGAGAUGGUGCUAUUCGUCUUUCUGGUGCUAUGGAUGUGUGUAUUCAGCCAGGAACCCAGCUCCAAGGUGGUGGCCGACCGCUAUGCCGUCUUCUGGAACCGAACCAACCCCAGGUUCCACCGUGGAGACUACCACAUUGACGUGUGUAUAAACGACUACCUGGACGUGUUCUGUCCCCACUAUGAAGACACGGUGCCGGAGGAGCGGACGGAGCGCUACGUCCUCUACAUGGUUAACUACGACGGCUACAGUACGUGUGACCACACCGCCAAGGGCUUCAAACGCUGGGAGUGUAACAGGCCUCACUCCCCCAAUGGGCCGCUCAAGUUCUCCGAGAAGUUCCAGCUCUUCACCCCCUUCUCCCUGGGCUUCGAGUUCAGACCAGGCAGAGAGUACUACUACAUCUCCUCCACUAUCGCCGAGAACGGAAGAAGAACAUGCCUGAAACUCAAAGUUUUCGUCCGACCAACAAACAACUGCGUGAAAACUAUAGGCGUACAUGACCGUGUUUUUGACGUUAACGACAAAGUAGACAAUUCAUUAGAACCCCGAGAUGAUACGAGUCACGAGUCGGCCGAACCUUCCAGGAGCGACGGCACAAAUGCAGCGUCACACUCGCGGAUAGCCAGACCACUUCUGGCUGCACUGCUAAUCUGCCUAGCAACACUCUUCACCUUAUAGCGCCUCCCCCUGUCCUGGACGGGAAUUAUACCCUGUGAGGCCUGAAUCUGCCCAGUGCUGAGGCUGGGGCUGGGGUGGGAGAAUUGGGGGGGGGGGGGGGGUUUGGGGUAUUGAGAGUGGGCUUCAUAAGAAACUCUCUAUUUUCUUCCAGAUAUUUAAGUGGUCUUUCUCCUUCAGUGAUUUUGUAAAAGUUGAUGUUGGAAGCGGGAGAGACUGUUUCCCUCUUAAAACUGUCAACUAAGAUGCCAAAUCCUUGUUUUUGACACUUAGUGAUUCUUGUUUUCCUAUGACUUCUGACAUCACUUUACGUCAUGCUGAUCCAUUGCACCGCUCACAUACGCAAAUAGGCACACACACCUACACACACACACACACUUUUACACUGACAGUUGAGCAGUAGCUCUUUUGGUAGGUUGUAAACCAGUAAUACACAGUACGUAAUGGUGGUUUUAGCUCGUAUGUAGACAAAGAACAAGGGAGCAGAUGUGGGUAGUACUCACAUCUCCUAGUCUUUACAGAUUCACCUCUCUCGGGACCAGGUGGAUGUAGAUAGGUGUGUUUUUGUUGGGUUUUAGAGAUAGAGGAGGAUCCUAGGUAUCCGUUGAGAUACAGUGUAGAACAUGUUUAGUAGGAGGGUAUGGGAAUGAGUGAGCUGAGUCGGUUGAACUAUUGUUGAGUCCCUUGGCCUCUUUGACGAAGGUUUGCUCUCAUUUUGCCGUCCUUGCGUGUGUGUGUAGAGAAAGGCCUGGUCCAGUCAAGAAAACGUUGCCUUGGCACACAAAUAAAAGACGAAUCAAACACUUUCCUUCGACACUUUGUGGACCGUCGCUAGAAUAAAACAUCAAUUAUUUAAACGAUUACUCCAUUUAAGAGCGGCAGACAUGCAGGUCAUUUUGUGCUUCAUUCAUUGACUUCAUCUGUAAUUGCUCCUUUGUGCCAGAUGAUGCGUUGUCAAUAAUAACAAGACUCUUAACUUGAAGCUUGAACCCUCACUGAUUGCAGUUUAGAUUCAGUUUGUUAUAUAAAAAAUAUUUAAAAAAUUGAGAGUUGUUCCUUACAUACUAUGCCUUCUCUUGCUAAUGUUCUGAAUGUCAUCUGUGGUUACAACAAAGACAUGUGCGUAUCAGAGCGUGGAGAGAUGUUGCGUUGUUGAAAGGCUGUGUUAAUGGUGGAGAGAAGAAUGUGACUCUAGCUCUGGGGUCUGUGUCAACAGCUAAGAAAGGUGCCUCUCUCACCCUUUUCAGAAUACCACUCCCCUACCACGCAACUACAUAUUUUUUUCCCCCUACAAUUGCUUAUCAUUAGUUCACUUAGAUAUGCUGCAAAACUUCACAUGUGGAAUUGUCUCUCAGCAUAGCUCUUCAGUAUACCCAUUAAGGAGGCAUCAACAGUGUUGCUCUCCUGUAUUUUUCCACAAGUCUUUCCCACUCAUGCAUAACCACAACUUCAACUCUAACCACAGAUUCAGCAGCCAUUAGUCAAAUAGCGCUCAGACGCCGUAGCUACAGUCCAUUAUAGCAGGCGGCCUGUUCUCCACUGACCAGACCACAUUCAUUCUACAACCGUAUAAUUCAAAUUUAAUCAACUCGCAACGAGUAUCUUAAUAGAGAAAAUAUCCCUUAACAUCGAGUUGGAAUGCAGAGCAGUUUAGGCCACAUUUUGUUUAGCCUGUAUUUCUACAUUGCACUGUUCUAUAAUGACAUUCAACUUCCUUAGACUCACACAGGCUCAGAUGGUAGAUUAACAUAGUUGGAGAGAUUUAAAAUGGAAACACUGUUACAGAUACAUGAAUUAGGUCUGUUGACACAGGUUUCCUUUCAGAGGACGGAGCGAGAGAGAGAGAGAGAGACAGAGAGAGAGAUGCAUGCCUAGUUACCGCUUCUACUGUUACGGGCUUAAGUGACUCUUUAAUGAGGUUCAAAAUGAGAGGAAUGCGGACUCCAUGUUGUGGAGUAAAGGGAGUUUUUUCUGGUAUUAAAAAUAGAUGGUGGAAGGCCUGGGGGGUCUCCGGGGGGGGGGGGGUGUACCUUUCACCCUAGGGUUUUUUAAAGCAUCAGUGACCUUGCAGUUAGAGAGGGCUGGUGAGUGAAGAAGAUGGGGGAGAGAGAAAUAAGGAGAGAAGGAGAGAGAAAGAAAGAGAUGUGACGGAGGAAACAAGCUGCAUAUAUGACUGGAGUGCCUAACAAAAACCACCCAGUACAACCUUUUUAAAAACACUAGAUAAAAUGGCAUAUACACAUAUGCUUAAAGUACUACUGUUCUCCCCGAGGCAUGUUUUGAUUUGUUUUGAUUUAUUCUGUUAUUGAUUUUUCUCGGCUGCCUUCUAUAUUCUUCUCCUGAAGGGUUGUGUGUGCUUUCGGCCGUAUUUGUUUUCAUACUAUGGUAACAAUGCUAUUACAGUAGAAUAGCAGCUCAUCUUUGGGGGGGGGGGUAACAGGAGAUGACGCCAUUUAAUGAGGUACUAAUUUUCACCAGAACGCCACAGGGGAUGGGCGCCAUGUUCAAUCCAAGAUGGCCGCCUUUCAUCAACAACGUCAUAGCCUACACUUUUUUUGGGAAGACCAGCUUUAAUUGUAUUCUAUUAUAAUUGCCCGUACUACUCUUUAUCAUUAUUGCUACUAUUAUUACCAUGGUUUAUUCUGUACACACGUUAACUUGGGAAAUGAGGAUCAACUUGUUAACUGGAUACCGUGUAUCCUGAGGUAGUCAACCAUAUAACAAGUAGUGUUAGAUUAGUUACUGUUUUUGUACCUUUCUGGAGGACAAAAUAAAAAAUUAAAAAAUAAAAAUAGACACUUCAUUGUUAAAACUAUUAUUAUUGUUAUGAUGAUGAUUAUUGUUAGCAAAAACUCUUGAUGUAAAUAGUGUUUGAUAUUAAAGUUUUAAUUUGAUUCAUAUGUCUUUUCUAUAAAAAAAACAACAAUGAACACAGUAGAAUCUCUGGAUAUUUGGGAGUAUACACAUGAAAAGUGCAUUGUGAACUGUGAUCUUCAAUGCCUAGAAAUUACAAGCUGUGCACAUCUGUGCUUUACUUGUGUGUACUUGUGCAUGAGUACUGGUGUGUACCUUUGCACCUGUGCGUACCUGUGUACAGCUGGUUGGACUUAAAGCCAAUGGGGGGGGGCCUCACCUGCUACAUAGCUAUGUUUCAACCAAUCAAUCAACAGCCACCGUCACCACUUCGUCACAAGGAUCCACACAGAACAGACAGAGAGAACGGAACAGACGUGGACAAGAUGAACAGUGUUUGUGCUUUUUCGCCUUCAACGUUUGAUAGCAUGAUGGUCAACCCAGAGUUUUGCCAUGGCUGGACUUUUGGUUGUUUUUUUAAUGGAAGGAUCUUGCCAGUUUCAUAUGUGGCAUGCGCAUGGACUUGUUAAUGAAACAUGUCAAAACAAAACAAAAUGGUAACAUGUUUUUUUUUCUUUAGAACUUUGUUAAAUGUAGGAUUCUCCCUUUUUAUUCCCCACUGUCAUGUUGUGUGUUUUGCAUCCCAUUAAAAUGAGGUCAUCUGGCUGAUGAGCUGUGUGGCUACAGAAACAGAUGACAUGUACAGUACAUAAUGCAGGCUUGUUGUGGCGUUAUAUAGGGGGGGGUGGGGGUGGAGUUACAGAGGGAGACGCUCAUUAGUAGUCGAGAUAAUUGUUGUUUUCUUCCCCUUAACUUUGAGAAUCAAUCCUCUGGUAACUUUAUACUGUUCUACCAAGUAGCUGUAGUUUUUGUCCAUUCUGACUAUUCAUGCCCUGUUUAAUGUGUGAGUGUGUUUUGUGUACAGUGUGUGUGGGAGAGAGAGUCUCUAUCAUUGUGUGUGAGGAAGAGGUUUGUUUGUGCAAACUAGUUUGUGUGCAUGUGUGUGUAUGUGUAUUCGUAAUGCAUCUUACACAAGAAUGUGCAUGAGGGUUUGUGUCUCAUUUACUAUUGCCGCAUUGAAUGGGAGACACGGAAACUCUCUUUGGCAACAAAUAGGUUUUCCCAUGCCUUAGGCCAGAACCAUCUGUGUUCAACACCCCCUGCCAUCCUCCCCAACCAUGGAGUGGGUGCUGGCGGCACAAAGGUUACCCAGGGGCCUUUACUCUCUCCCUGUUUUGGAAUUUGAACCCCCACCCGCCUCACCAUAGCCUAGCAGCCAGACUACAUAUGUUAGCUAAGUCACUACUUGGUCUGGGUAGAAGUUAUCCGUUGGCACAGAUCUAGGAUCAGCUUACCCUCUCCCUAGCUCAACCUAAACCAUUAGAGGGAAACACUAAAACACUGCCUAGACUGAUCUUAGAUCAGACUGUAGGGCACAUUUCCACCUACUCUCGUUCCCCAUGUGUCGAGAACCACUCAUUUGUGUGUGCAUCAAAUCCCAUUGAGCGUACUCCUCUUGUGCUUGUAACCACCCCACCCCCUACUCUCCCCCUCACCCCUCACCCCUCCUCACCCCCACCCCCUGCUUUCCCCCUCUCCUCUGAUCCUCUUUGGGGGGCAGAAGUAUCGACCGACCUGCUUUGUUUCCAGUAUAUAAACAAGAACGAAAAACUGACAAAAAAUUAUCAAAAGGUCUGUAUUUGUAUAUACACGUGUCUGAGCAACUAUGAAUAAUAUUAAUAAAAUGGAAAUACAUUGCUUUGA